Molecule: messenger RNA, 1149 nt
Organism: Stereum hirsutum FP-91666 SS1
Lineage: Eukaryota; Fungi; Basidiomycota; Agaricomycetes; Russulales; Stereaceae
Exons: 3
Coding region: 1-1149 (382 amino acids)
Biological process (GO): mitochondrial respiratory chain complex III assembly
Cellular component (GO): mitochondrion
Source: RefSeq, a predicted model, not a curated record
AUGUCGCUCAUUGCACGGACGUCGCGAGCGUUAUCCUCUCAUUCACGAGCCUUCAUAGUCGCAAGCUCUAGUGCUUCGACCUCCGUACCGACUCUCAAAACUGCUCUUCAGCAUCGACGAACACUCGCCACACCGACGGGCCCAGCAAAACCUUAUCAUCAUGAAAAACCACCACCGCCACCACCGACAUGGCUUACGGUCCAACUGAGGAAGAACCCACUCGCGAUGAAGCUAUUCCUGAACAUGAUGAGUGUGUUUGGAUAUGGAAGUGUGAAACAGAUUGCGGCCAGGAGGGCGUUGAACAUUUACGAUCAACAUUGUAGUGGUAAGGCGGAGGAAGAGAUGGAGUUUUGGAGAGAUGAAUGUCACCUACCACCAACCUUCCAAUCCUGGUUUACAAUAACGAACCUCCACAUUUGGAUCCUCACCACUCGUUUGCGCGCCCUACCCGCCCCCGAAGCCCAGCACCUCGUUCAAGGCCUAAUCGACCAUUUCUUCCUAGACGUCGAAGACCGAAUUCGAGAAGUCCUCCAGCCUGCCACCCCUCAAACACAACCCGCCAGCAAGCAAGACAGUUUCUACGCCGAAAAGUCUAAUUCGUCGACGGCACCAAAGAAGAAAGGAAAAGCGCCUGAAGCUCUAGUAACGAAACAGAUGAAAAUCUUCAGGGAACAAUGGGCCGGUCUUGGUCUCGCGUUCGAUCUGGCGCUCGUGAAGGGGGACGAAGAGCUCGCAGCGGCAGUAUGGCGUAACCUGCUCGGUGCGCGUGGGGCGCAGGGGAUCGCUUAUCCGUCUUCCUCAUCCCCAUCCUCCGUCGUUGAUGGGCAGCAAACACACUUCAAACGCUCCAUAAACCCAACUGCCGAGAUCGAAGGUUACUCCAAACUCUCGCCCGCAAAGCUUCGCGAGCUCGAAUCGAAAGACGACGGCUCUGGCGUGCACGAUUUCGCACCUCAUCAGGCGGAUCUGUAUUUGAAGUAUCCGGAGACGAUGGCGAGGGUGGUCGAGUAUGUCAGGAGGGAGGUGAGGAGGUUGGGGCAGAUGAGUGAUGAGGAGGUACGUGGUGAGAUGACGAUUGGGAGAGAGUGGGUUGGCGUCGAGGGUUUGGCAUUCGGGAGGAUUCCGAAGGCGGUGAAGGUGAAGGCAUGA